AUGCAGCGCUACCAGGCAACAUUUGAUGAGCUUGAAGAGAUUCUCCAAAGAAUGCGACGAGGAAUUAUAUAUGGUGCGUUCCAGUCUGCUAACCCGAUAUUAGCGCAAAUCAUGAAAUUGGUGAAGAAAGAAGACUUUGAACGACCGUCCGAGUUAAUGUCAGUACUUCAGGGUAUGGGGAAAUAUCUCCAACGAGGUUCCAAGAUAGAAUUCUCGACGGUGAACAUUGUCCGCCGCGUGAUGUUUAUUGUUCGUGAGGUGGAGCGAAGUCUAUCCAAUGUCGAGUUUGACGUCCAGUCGAACGAAUUACACCGACUUGUUUCCGAGUCCCCGUCCAUCAGUAACGUCGACAUGAAAAAGUUCAAGAAGGAACUCAUUGAAUCGCUUAAAGAAUAUCAGACUGAGCUCAAGACGUUAUAUAAAAGUAUAGCGGAGCAAGGCGAGGCGUAUAUCAACGACAAUGAUGUUGUCUUAUUAUUUGGGAAAUCCAAGACAGUCUUAGAGUUCAUUGCCGGAGCGAAAACUGUUCGGACGUUUUAUGUGAUAGUAGUGGAUAGUUUACAACGCAAAGAUGGUGAAGAGAUAGUUUUAGAAUUACAGAAUAGAGGCAUCAAAGCUGAUUUAUUCCCCGAGUCUGCACUCUUCUCGGUAUUACCACAUGUCAACAAAAUUGUGUUGGGGUGCCAUACGGUUUUGGCUAAUGGAGGUCUCAUUGCAGCUGCUGGUGCGUUCAAUUUGUGUUGUGUUGCGACACACUUCCGAGUCCCCGUCUAUGUCUGUACCGGGACUUUUAAGAUCUCCCCAAUAUUCCCAACAAACGACACAGACUUCGCGUUGAUACAAUCACCACUACCAAUCAUGCCCGCUGUAUUAUCAAAACCUUCAAUACAAUCAACCCAAACUGGACUCGAGUUGUUACUCGACAGAAAAAGUGACGAAGAAACCGCAGACAAAAGUAGUUACCAAAUCGAAGAGGCAAAGUACACCCGUGUGAUUAACUCAACGUUCGAAUAUAUAUCGCCAGAUUGGAUUAAUCUGUUUAUCACCAAUGAGAAUGGUGUUCCUCCUUCUUACAUCUACAGAUUACUCGCGCAACUCUACAACCCUGAAGACACAUUCUUUACUACUCGAUGA
Molecule: messenger RNA, 1134 nt
Organism: Entamoeba invadens IP1
Lineage: Eukaryota; Evosea; Mastigamoebida; Endamoebidae
Product: translation initiation factor eif-2B beta subunit, putative
Exons: 4
Coding region: 1-1134 (377 amino acids)
Biological process (GO): translational initiation
Cellular component (GO): eukaryotic translation initiation factor 2B complex
Molecular function (GO): guanyl-nucleotide exchange factor activity; translation initiation factor activity
Source: RefSeq, a predicted model, not a curated record